AUGUCUUGCCAGAGACUUGUCCAUUUUGGACAGCAGUUGUUUCGUCGGAAAGUGGUAGACUGUACAAGAGAAGAUAGCCGGCUGUCGCGGUGCCUCAACACAUUUGACUUGGUUGCCCUUGGAGUAGGCAGCACUCUUGGGGCAGGGGUUUAUGUUCUUGCUGGAGCAGUGGCACAAGAAAAUGCAGGACCUGCCAUUGUCAUCUCCUUUCUGAUUGCAGCUUUGGCCUCUGUGCUGGCUGGACUUUGCUAUGGAGAAUUUGGUGCUAGAGUUCCGAAGACUGGAUCAGCGUAUCUCUAUAGUUAUGUGACUGUUGGUGAGCUGUGGGCAUUCAUUACUGGCUGGAACCUAAUUCUUUCUUAUGUCAUUGGAACAUCAAGUGUAGCCAGAGCUUGGAGCGCAACGUUUGAUGAACUUAUAGGCGAGCAUAUUGAGAAAUUCUUUCGGCGCUACAUGUCCAUGAAUGCUCCUGGUGUGCUAGCAGGAUACCCAGAUGUCUUUUCUGUUUUCAUUAUCUUAAUCUUAACAGGACUUCUGACUUUUGGCGUGAAAGAAUCUGCAAUGGUUAACAAAGUGUUCACUUGUAUCAACGUCCUCGUCUUGGGCUUUGUGAUGGUGUCAGGUUUUGUGAAAGGUUCGAUAAAAAACUGGCAGAUCCCAGAAAAUCUCUCACUUUCAGAGAAUUCCACAGAGAAUCUACCACAUGGUGUUGGUGGGUUUAUGCCGUAUGGUUUUUCUGGAGUUCUUUCGGGGGCAGCCACAUGCUUUUAUGCAUUUGUGGGAUUUGACUGCAUUGCCACCACAGGUGAAGAAGUAAAAAAUCCUCAGAAAGCCAUUCCAAUAGGGAUUGUGGCUUCACUUCUGAUCUGCUUUGUUGCAUAUUUUGGGGUGUCGGCUGCCCUUACUCUCAUGAUGCCUUACUAUCUGCUGGAUAAAAAUAGCCCCCUGCCAGUUGCUUUUAAGUAUGUGAAAUGGGAAGGUGCAAACUAUGCAGUAGCUGUUGGUUCACUAUGUGCCCUUUCUACAAGCCUGCUUGGAUCCAUGUUUCCAAUGCCUCGGGUUAUUUAUGCUAUGGCAGAAGACGGAUUACUAUUCAGAUUUUUGGCUCGUAUCAAUGAGAGGACAAAGACCCCAAUGCUAGCUACAAUAACCUCAGGAGCUGUUGCAGCUCUCAUGGCCUUUCUCUUAGACCUAAAGGAUCUUGUAGACCUCAUGUCUAUUGGGACUCUACUAGCUUACUCAUUGGUGGCUGCUUGCGUCUUGGUACUCAGGUACCAACCUGAGCAGCCAAAUUUGGCAUAUCAGAUGGCCAGUACCACAGAUGAGACAGACAAUAAUGAGUCUGUGAGCACUAGUGAAUCUCAGACUGGGUUUCUGCCUGAGGAGGAAGAGAAAUUCUCUCUAAAAGCUCUUCUCCUCCCCCAAAAUACAGUUCCUUCCAAACUUUCUGGAUUUAUAGUGAAUGUCUCUACUUGUAUCUUAGGUUUUCUUAUUGUCAGCUUCUGCAGCUUGGCUGUCCUUGGCAAGGAGGCUCUGGCCAGCAGAGUGAUAUGGGCCAUUAGCAUGCUUGUUGUCAUCUUCGUCAUCACCUCUGUUUUCAUUGUGAUCAUUUGGAGGCAACCUGAAAGCAAAACCAAACUUUCAUUUAAGGUUCCUUUUCUUCCUGUCCUUCCAGUCCUGAGCAUCUUUGUAAAUGUUUAUCUCAUGAUGCAGCUGGAUCAUGGCACCUGGAUACGGUUUGCCAUCUGGAUGGUAAUAGGCCUGGUUAUAUAUUUUGGCUAUGGCAUGUGGCACAGCGUAGAGGCAUCUUAUUUAGCACCAACGGAUCAAGAAAGAAGUACAGAUAACAAUAUGGACACUUGUAAAUGAUUGCACAGAAGCAUAUUGAGCUAUUACUGCACAACAGGAUGCUUUUCUCUCUGGGACUCUGAAAUACUUUGUGUGUGUGUGUGUGUGGAAUAUCAGGUGGGCUCUCACGUCCCCUUUAACAUGGUGAUGCAGCUAGGAGGGAUCACAAGGAAAGAAAAAAAAACCCCAGCCUCUGAUGUACUCUCAACAAUACUGUUACUUAGUGCUGACAGCUCUUUCUCUUCUCUGCCCUUUGAUUAGAAGGGUAUAAAAACAAAACUGCUUUUCAGGGUGCCAAUUUACUUCCAAUGUUACUGUAGGAACAAGAUUCUUAGAGGCUUGUGAAUUAACUCCUGGGUACUGGAACGGAGCGCACACUCUAUAAUGUUUCUUCAAAAUCAUCUAUAUUGCAGCACCAGAACUAAAGGAUUUUUUCUAAAACAAACCCAAACCAUACAUAAACCCUCUUACGUGUUUAUAAAAUGUACUCACUUCCCAAGACUGAAAUGAAAAGAGAAGGAGUGGGUGGUGUUAUUUAAACAUUGUGCUUAACAUAUUUAAACAGGAGUUUUGAAAUCCAGUGUUGCAGCAAUCUCCUAUAGCAAAGGUGGACAACCCAGGCUUCCUGCAGCCCUCAAAGGCUUUUGUGCAACCUGCUAGCUGAAUUCCUCUCUUGUGCUUCACACGGCUGUGUAGAUAAGUAGCAGAGUCUCUUGCUCAUGAUAGAAUUGUUGUGUAGAAAGUAUGGCUUUCAGGUAUGCAGAUCAGCCAAAUCAAGAGCAAUUGCUUGGUUGGGAUGUUGUUCAUAUCUCAGAUCAGACAGUCCUGGCCAAAGGCAGGUCUUUCCCAUCCUUGUAUUUUGUCGUAAUGUUGUGAGGUAUUUCACCGAUACUCCCUGGGGCGGAGAGAAAGCAACUUUCCUUUGAUAAAGAUGGAAUUGAACACAGGGUUCUUGUGUCAAACUCCAGCAUUGUCUUUACUGUUACAUUUUAAAUAAGAUAUUUAAAAUUCAUAUUUUAUGAAGAAGGAAGGUUGUGACAAAUACAGCUUUUCUGAUGCAGAGUAGGAACCAGCCUUAGUUUUUGUCUGGCUGGAAUAUUUGGGACUAUGGAAUACAAGUUUCUCACCUUAUCCUGUUAGGGCUGACUUUCCCCAAAUAGGACAUCAGAUUUAAAAUUCAAACUGUUAAAUCCUCUGUUAGGCAAGGAUGGGACUAGGGAAAUCACAGAACUAUCUAUGCAGAGGAAGAGUCACCUCCUUCUAAAAAUGUGGUUUUCCAGAUGGAGGGAAAAAGUCUAUACAAUCAAAUAAUAUUGAUGCUUGCUGUUUUGAUUUGUGAAGACAUUCUAGUAAAUAGUGUAGAUUGUUACUGAAUUUUUUUCUUUCACACUGUUAACCUCAGAGGCUUGAAUUUAUUAUUACUUGUAUGUGGUAUUUAUGUCUAGCCCCUUGAUGCAUUGUAUUUGAGCAAACUAUAUGGGAAAUAAUGGCACUUAGAAGAAAGUGAAAUCAUUUCGUAGAGGGAUUAUGCUUAUUUUGUGUGAGGAAGUUUAGAAGGGGGGGUAUUUAUUUUUGGCACUCCCCGUAUGUGUUUUGUCCAGUUUGCACCCUAGUGAUAACGUUGUGAAUUUUGACUCAAGGUUUUCCCGCCACCAUGGUGGUUACUGAGACUUUUAGUGGUUACAUCUACCUGCCUGGAAGGUUAGACAGAGCUGUGGCAGACAGUGCUGAUCCAGAUGGACCAAUGACUUGAUAUAAAGCAAUUUAUUCUAUUUAUUUGGUACUUCAGCAGCUUCCAUUUGCCAUCUCAAAAGUCUGGGAAGGCCACAAUUACAGUUAUAUGAGGGUGUUCCUUUCAAAGGGCUUCAGCGUUGAAUAAGUGACAAAUGCCCAACUUAGUCUGAGUCAGCCAGACCUUCCUCAGGUAAGCUGGCCAGGCUGUUCGAGGUGGUUUGGGAGGCCCUUAUGGCUGGCUAGAAAAUGUUCCUUUCACAUGAAAACUUAUGUGUGACUUGAAAACACCUAAAACUUUGUUUCUGGACUCUUCUUCUGUGUGCCAUCUUAUCAGGUCACACGCAACCCUGUUUUAGAGUCUGUGAGUGAGAUGGAGCUAGUUUUGAACUCUUCACUCUGGAUCAGCCUUCCUUUGGGUAUGGUUUCACACAUGACAAAAGUCCUUUGCAGAAAUCUCUUCUAUAUGGUUACAUUUCAUAUCAUCUAUGCAGGUUGUAAACUUACUUGUUACUAGAAUACAACCUAAUGCAACACUGUCUUUGAAAAUGGCCUAGAAAGAUGCUGCCAGGUUUCCUACAAAAGUCAAAUACUCGGUAAUUAAAAUUCAACUUGAGAAGGGCCCCUACUUAGUUUUUGGAAGUGACUUCUCGUUUCUCCAUUUCUGUUCUUAUUAAGUAGAUAAAUCCACAGUGUGUGUGGGCAGUUGAUGAAGCUGAAAACGGCCUGAAAAAUGUGGGUCUCAGUUUGGCAAUUGCAUUUUCAAAACACCGUAAAUCCAUACAUUAUUAUUUAGUGUGGCUGGGUUGCAUCGUUUAGUCUGUUUCAUUUCUAAAUACCAGGGAAAAUAGUAUUAGAAAAAGCCUUAAACACCAAGCAUCAUGUUUGGUCCUGUGUGCUACAUUUACCCAGUAAAAAGCUAUUGUUCCUUUUCAGAUGUGGCAUUCAUGGAAAAGAUUUCAGAACGGAAUUCUGUCAUGUGUGAAGGAACCUUGAGGACAGUUUUUCACACAUAGACUACUAGUGGAAAAGAUCACAUAUUAACAAAAGCAGUCUCCUAGGAUAAUCUCACCUUCAGUUUUCAUAAUUCCCACAAAGCUGGGAAUUAUGGGCGCUGAAGUCCAAUACAUCCAGGAUGGGAGACAUUGUUCUAAGCAAAGUUGAUACAUAUCCAAGACUGGCAUAAGCUUUGCUUUUCCUCUCACUUGAGAUUCUACAAGAGGAGGUGGUGUGCCUGGGAAACGUUUUCUGGGAGAAGGACUUCCUGAGAGCCCUCUUGUGGGAUAUUCUCACUAAUACUAGUUGCUUCUGACUCAGUGGGGAUGUUUAAAGCUCCUGGUGCUAUUCAGAGAGCAGGACAGGGAGUACAGAGCAAAUGUCCCCAUUCCCCACAGCCAAAGUAAACCAGAUGGACCAGCAAGUAAAAAACAAAAAAGACUGCCUCUAGUACUGAACCUAAAUGGAGAAACAUACAAAAGCUUGAGGUCUGAUGGUAAAGACCUGAAUGAUGCUGCUGUAAGUUUGCUAGAGUGAAGAAUAGACUGGCAUUUAUUUGAGCUGGUCUUUGUAAAUACAUGGGUAACUUAUUUUGUUUUAAUAUGAGGAUUGUUUUGUAUAGCUGCUGGGACACUUUCCUUUCUAUAAAAUCAUAUUCUAAAGUGUUUCUAAAGACACAUGGCUCCCCCAAAGAAAAUGUGCAGUUUUUCUCUGUAAGGGAAGGGUGUAUCAAAAAUUGUGUUUCUGAAUCUAAGGAAGUCACUACUACUUUCAGGAAUUACCUGCUUUAAAAUCCUACUAGGUUUUUAUUAGCAUAAAGCCAAAUUUGCAUGCUCUGUGUAUGCACAAGUAAUAAAAACAGUUACUUUAGGUAACUUGAUACUCUUCAAAUGUACUUGAAUUGCAUCUCUCAAAACUGGCAUAGUAUUCUGAAAUUUCUGGAGGAUAUCUAGUUGGGAAUAAGUGUUGCUUCCUAAUGCAAUAAGGGGAAACAUGUGCAACAUAAAAGAAGAAAGAUGACAAUUUCUAUUUGAUCAAACCAUUACCCCAUAAAUCAGCUUUACUAAUAUUUAUGCAAAUUAAUCUCCAAAUUAAUUCCACUUACAGAAAGGUAUGCAUUGAUAAGCUUUUCAAGAGCCACAAAUCGCUUGCUCAUUAGUUCCUUCUGAAACCAAUGGCAGUUAACAGAAGCCUGGUAGCACCUUUUUCAACUAACAAAUUUUAUUAAAAGGCAGAAGCUUUCAAAUGUGUUAGAAAAGGUGCCACCAGAUUCCUGUUGUUGUUUUUUCUGCCAUAGACUCACAUGGCUGGUCUCUUACAAUGGCAUUUAUGUAUGUUCUAUUCAUAUACAUUUGAAACUCUUGUAUUAUGAACUAAGAUGCAGUCUAUUUUGUUAAUUUUUUCAAUUGUUAAAGUUUUACAAUUGUCUUCAAAACAUUUUAUUUACAUUUGUAUAUUUUGGUAAUAAUUAUUUCUGCCUUUUAUGUUUAGUUGCCAUCGUUUCUUCUUCAUAUCCACUUUUACCCAGUGCAUUGAUAAAUGAGAUAAUUUUUUCACCAGCAUUCAGUAAAAAUUUUAACCUAGUCAGUAAAAACUUGCAUCCCAUUAACAGUUUUCAGUUUUAUAUUCUUAUGUUCAUUAAUCCUCCUAUUAAUGCCCAUGUACUUCAUGGAAUCAUGCUACAAACACUGGAUCAUAAAAUAGUCUGGAAAAAAAAAUCAGAAUUUUUAAUUCCUUCCCUUUAAGCCAUUUUUUUAAAGAAUACUUUAUUAAAUAUAUUUAUCAAUUUCUGAAUAAAUAAUUAAGAACAGGAGGCAGGAGCUUAUAAGUGGCUUGCCUUAAUUGUAGAAUCAACUUGUUUUCAAGAGUGUGUGAGCAGAAAAGCCGUGUUCAGAUAUGAGCGUUAACAGAAUUUGUGUUGUCACUCUAGUAGGACCAGAUUCCAUAUUACCUUAAUUGUGUUACAAUACAGGAGACGGGUGAACAUCCUAUAUACAGUAUGUCCCAGAUUGAAUGUGUGUGUGAAAUUUUGUAAGCCCAUUACCUUAUUGGGAGGUAGAGGAGACAAAGGAUUAUGUAUGUAAUCAAGUAUGUAUGUAUGUAUGUAUGUUUUUUCUGUUAAACAGCUGAUCAUCACUUUUUGUCAUUUUCUGAUAAUUUGUAUAUAUCUACACACAUGCACACAUCCACACAGAGCCUGCACAGUGAGAGCAGGUGGUUGAGGAAGGAACUGUUUGUUCUCUGUCAUUUGCAUGUACUAGAUUUCUCAUCUAACAAGGGAUGUGUGUAUUAAAACAUGUUUCCAUAGCUGUGUGCCAUAUUUGGCAAGGUCAAAGAGCUUUGUGUAUAUGAUGCUCAUUUAAUUGCUGAUUGCAAUCUGUUGCCUUUCAGUAUGUAUCUCUGAUUUUACUAUGUGGUAUAUUUACAGGGUAACAAAAUGAAAUGAUCUUAUUUAAGUUGUGCAAAAGAAGUUCCCAGAUUAUGUGAUGGACCUCUUCUGCAUUUACCAAAAUUCAAAAGAAUGUUGUACAGAUGCUACUUUUAUAAAUUCUUACGAAAGGAUUCACGCAUGCAGCUUUGACUGUUGUAGAGUUAAACAUGCAUGUAGUAGGGAGUUUUUUUUAGGGAGGAAGGGAAUACAGUAAAGUUCUGUUAAUGUUUAUCUUAUCUGUAAUUAGAACUUUUUAGUUGGUUGAGGCUGCAGUCCUAAAAACACCCUCUCACAGGAGAAAGCACUAUUGAAAACAAUAAACCAUGCUUCUGAGAAAUUGUGCAUAGGAUAGUGCUACUUAUUUAAAUUUUGUAUACUACUGAAAUUAUAUCAUUGGUGCCUUCUUGUGAUACUGAAGGAAGUGUGAGAACUUUAGAAAAACUUAACCUGGAAAUAUUACCUGUAACUUUUUUUUCCAACCUCUUAUUGCAGUGUUCCAUGAUCUGCUGUCCUUUAUGUGUAUUGGACUAAAACAAUAUGGCCAGUGGGCACCAGGUUGGGGAAGCAUGUUUUGACUGUUUGAUAAUAAAUUUAUAGUAGAUGGUUCCCCACUGCAAAAAUGGUUAAUAUUUGGUAAUAGGGUUGUGCAAAGCAUUUGAAGGAGGUGGUUUGCAGAGAACCUUUCUUUCAAGUAUUAAUGCAGCCAUAGCCUUCAUAAGGCUUGUAUGGCUGUUUUAAAGGCUGUCUGUGCUUGUCUGCAUGUGUGUGCAGAAGUGACACAGCAGGACCAUCAGAAAGCUGUGAAUGUAUAUGCAUGUAAAGACAACUGGGGCAGCUUUUGAAGCAGCUGGGUAGCCUUGCAAAGGGCUCUUUUGUUUUUGGUCUUUGAGAUAGUAAUUUACUUUGUAAACCACCUCUUCCAAAUGCUUUGCACAGUUCUGUUUGUUACAGAGACCCAUGAUAAGAAUACAUCCUGUGACACUCCUUAUUUCUGAAGCAGAGGCCAAACCUUAUGGAAACAGUGCCUGUUUUUUUAAAAAAUCCAAAUCUAGAAUUCCUCAGGGUAUACUUUGUCUUCUUGGCACAUGUCCUAAGAAAAAUCCUAUCCAGUUUAUUAAGUUUCUAGAUGGUAAGGGAUCUUAACCAGAUCACACUCAUGCCUUGUUUUGCAAAUGAAAUGAUGGAAGGGUGGUGACUGGUGUGCCUGACAAAAUGAAGGGGUUCCUCUCUUUCUGAUGUGCCUUUCAAUGUACGUCUGUUCUCAGGAGUACGAAGAAUCAACGUGGCACUCUGGGGUUGUAUGUUACAAUCUGUUGGAGAAUAUGGUGGUUUCUUCAGGAAUACCCACCUUUUGCUAACCAAGAAGCCAUGAAAUAAUUUGUCCAUAUUUUUACUAAGUAAAAUGUAUAUAAGUUUUUCUUCUAUUUUUCUAAUGAUUCUCUCAGAAUUUACAAUGGGUUCAGAUACAGUUAUUUGAACCCUGAUCCUGUCUGAUACUUUUCCUUCUGCCUCUUGAGUGGAGUUUCAGGGUUUGUAUGGAUUUUGGCUUCUCCCUUCCUUCAAAUACAAAGGUUUGUUUUUUGCUUUAAAUGUGAAACUUUAUUUAGAGAAAUGGCCUCUGCUUCAAUAACAAACCUCUGUUGAGUGAUGCUGUAAAUGUCUUCUUUUGGAGAAUGAGUUUUUUUUUUUUUUACUUUAGAGAUCAAUUUGUAAAUAGGUGAUAACAGCAUUAACUUGUUCCUUGAAAUUCAAAUAAAUUAUGUUAGUUUUGCCUUGCCUGUCCUAAUAAAUAUUUCUGGUUAAACAAAUAAGUUGCAUGUACUUGCUGUUCUGUGUUAAGAACCCAGCUUCUGAAUUUUGCCUUUUGGUUUUCAAUUUCUUAGUAACCCUAAAUAGCUUUUGUGCCUCUUAAGACUGCUGUGGUCUUAAUAGAAUUAUUUUUUU
Candoia aspera is the source of this 8950-nucleotide messenger RNA. RefSeq names its product solute carrier family 7 member 1 (gene SLC7A1). Gene Ontology annotation, molecular function: L-ornithine transmembrane transporter activity; L-lysine transmembrane transporter activity; L-arginine transmembrane transporter activity. The record is from RefSeq and is a predicted model, not a curated record. The transcript has 11 exons. Gene Ontology annotation, cellular component: plasma membrane. Gene Ontology annotation, biological process: L-ornithine transmembrane transport; L-arginine import across plasma membrane. The coding region runs from base 1 to 1869 and encodes 622 amino acids. Lineage: Eukaryota; Metazoa; Chordata; Lepidosauria; Squamata; Candoiidae.